Messenger RNA from Colletotrichum karsti, 1761 nucleotides. Its product is annotated as cyclopentanone 1, 2-monooxygenase. The coding region runs from base 1 to 1761 and encodes 586 amino acids. NCBI's taxonomy places the organism in Eukaryota, Fungi, Ascomycota, Sordariomycetes, Glomerellales, Glomerellaceae. The transcript is spliced from 2 exons. The record is from RefSeq and is a predicted model, not a curated record. Gene Ontology annotation, molecular function: oxidoreductase activity.
AUGGGCUCCAUCGACCACCUGGAUAAGAGCCGCCUCAACGGCGGCGCUCGUAACGGGCACGGAGUCCACAUCUCGGACGCCGUAAUGGACUACGAGGCGCUCAUCAUCGGCGGCGGCUUCGGCGGCGUCUACGCCCUACACCAGCUCCGCAAGCACGGCUUCCGCGCCCACGUCCUCGAGGCCGGCGCCGCCCUCGGCGGCGUCUGGCACUGGAACAGCUACCCGGGUGCCCGCGUCGACUCCGAGGCGCCAUACUACCAGUUCUCUGUCAAGGAGGUCUGGAAGGACUGGACCUGGUCGCAGCGGUUCCCCUCGCACGACGAGAUCAAGCGGUACUUUAAUCACGUCGACCAGGUGCUCGACAUCUCGAAGGACGUGAGCUACAACACGGUUGUGGUCGGGGCCGACUUCGAUGAGGCCGAGGGGCUGUGGCGGGUGCAGACGGCCGGGGGCCGGACUAUCACGGCGAGGUUCCUGAUUCCGGCGACGGGGAGCUCUCAUAAACGUUACGAGCCCAACUUCGAGAACAUGGAAGCGUUUUCCGGGACGGUCGUGCACUCGGCGUCGUGGCCCGAGGAGGAGAUCGACUUCCGGAGCAAGCGGGUCGCCGUGAUCGGGGCCGGCGCGACGGGUGUGCAGCUCGUGCAGGAGAUCGCCAAGAAGCAGGGCGUCGAGCUGACGGUAUACAUCCGCAACCCCAACAUCGCGCUCCCGAUGCGGCAGCGGGACGUGACGGAGCUCGAGCAGGCCGCGUCCAAGUCCGUGUACGGGCUCCUCUUCAAGGCGGCGAGGGACAGCGUGUUCGGGAUCCCGUGCGACGGGACGACGAAGGCGGCGAUGCAGACGGCGGCGGAGGAGCGGCUGGCGUACUGGGAGGAGCUGUGGCAGCGCGGGGCGUUCAACUUCCAAGCGGGGAAUUACGUCGAUUUUCUGGUGGACGAGAGGGCGAACCGGAUGAUGUAUGAGUUCUGGGCCGGGAAGACGGGGCCGAGGGUCCGGGACCCGGAGAAGAGGGCCGUCGUGGUCCCUGAGGAGCCGCCGUAUCCUUUCGCCACGAAGCGGAGCAGUCUGGAACAGGACUACUAUGAGUGUCUUGAUCGGGAUAAUGUCAAGGUCGUAAACUUGAAGGGGAAUCCCAUCCGCGGGUUUACGCCGAGAGGCAUCGUGACGGAAGAUGGGACGGAGAGAGAGCACGACAUCAUUGUGCUUGCGACGGGAUACGAUAACUGCACGGGCAGUCUGACCAGCAUGGGGUUGAGGGGGAAAGACGGCAUCGACAUGAAGGAGAGGUGGAAGAAGGGCGUGUGGACAUACCUCGGGCUGAUGGUCAGGGGAUGCCCGAACAUGUUCAUGAUUUACGGACCACAAGCGCCAACGGCCCUGACCAACGCCCCGCCCUUCAUCGAGCAGCAAGUCGAGUUCAUCGCGGAGUUCAUGGCCAAGCUCCGCAAAGAGGGCGUCAAGUCGAUCGAGCCGCGCCAAUCGGCCACGGAGCAGUGGAAAGAGCUGAUCAUGGCCAUGAACGACGCGACACUGUUCGUCAAGAACGACUCGUCGUGGUACCUGGGUGCCAACAUCCCCGGCAAGCCGCGGGAGCAGCUCAACUACCUCGGCGGCAUCCCGCCGUACAUCAAGGCUUGCCGGGAGGGGACGAGCGACUGGACGAAGUUCGAUGUCACCAGGACGGACGACACUGUUGACGCUGGUGUAGAGGGCAUCGUGCCGAUGAGACAGACUGGGGUAGGGCGAGAGUUGUGCUGA